CUUACCAGAACCGUAACUCUUCCGCAGGAGAGCGUUCAGGAGAACGUGAGGCCCUGUGACAUUUAACUCUAAGCUGGAUAUGCAUUAAACUUUUUUCUUCGCUCUUUAGAAUUGGGGAUAUCUUCACUGAAUAACUUGCUGCUUAAAGAAAGUAACUGAAGUUGGGAAAUUCAGGUUCACGUAACGCUAGGGACCAAAGAAGCAUACAUAAUAUUUUUCUGGUGCUGGGACCAACCUUCUGGAAGAAGACUAAAAUAACGUUUUGCCUUCAAGUUCUUUGUCCUGGGACUGACUUGUCUUUGGAGAAGAGCUAAACAGAAAAAAAUAUUUUAACAUUGGAGCCAUUAAAAAUAAACCUGUUCAAAGAACUUACUACCUGCAGACAGACUUACAAAGGUUGAGUCCUGCUUUUCGUCCAAGUUCCCACUUCAGACUGUAAACAAUGAGUGAGUUCUGGUUGUGUUUCAACUGCUGUAUUGCAGAACAGCCUCAGCCUAAAAGACGACGGCGGAUUGAUCGAAGCAUGAUUGGGGAGCCGACAAACUUCGUUCACACAGCUCAUGUAGGAUCUGGAGACCUAUUCAGUGGAAUGAAUUCAGUCAGCUCAAUUCAGAAUCAGAUGCAAUCCAAGGGAGGCUAUGGAGGUGGCAUAUCUGCAAAUGUUCAAAUGCAGCUCGUGGAUACAAAGGCAGGAUAACCUUGGGGAUACUUUUCCUGUUUAUGUGAGUUCCUGUAUCUUCUUUCCUGUGUCCUCCCUUUUGCCUUGGUGACUGCUUUCUGUGCUCAUGAGAAGAGAAGUGAUGGCUCAUUGUUCACCCUUCGUGAUUAGUCCAGUGAAAAGUUGCUGUUCUGCUCUGAUGAUGCCAUUUAUCAGAUUGGUCCAACUGUGCCUUUCAGUGGCAUGCAUGCAUUGGCCUCUACCAGUGUCAUGGAUGUAGAGCUGUUUAGGAUUGGUUGCCAUUUUUUCAGUUGUUUUAAGGCAAAUUAAAGCACUGACCUUAGCUUUCCUUAUUCCUCAGAAAUACUAAUGUACAACAUUCUGUUGCUUUUUAGUCCUUUAAUCAUUUCUCUACUCAAGUAUUUUAGAAAUUAAUGAGUUUUCACUAAUGUCGUCAAUCAGCUAAUGUUCGCCCAAUUUUUGAAAGGUCUGAGACCUGCAAGCACAAAUAAUUAUUUCAUACAAAAUCAACAGAGUAGAUGACCGCAUGCUUUGUGAGGUUGCUUUUUAUGGUGGCCUGCUUGGUGCUGAAAGAAAAAAAAAUUGCUUACUGCAGAUGUGAAAAAUUUUGCUG
Messenger RNA from Ficedula albicollis (Collared flycatcher), 1292 nucleotides. It is a transcript of the gene CDC42SE2, whose product is annotated as CDC42 small effector 2. Gene Ontology annotation, cellular component: plasma membrane. Gene Ontology annotation, biological process: regulation of Rho protein signal transduction. Gene Ontology annotation, molecular function: small GTPase binding. The transcript is spliced from 6 exons. Bases 443 to 697 code for a protein of 84 amino acids. The record is from RefSeq and is a predicted model, not a curated record. NCBI's taxonomy places the organism in Eukaryota, Metazoa, Chordata, Aves, Passeriformes, Muscicapidae.